Messenger RNA from Dicentrarchus labrax (European seabass), 1644 nucleotides. RefSeq lists its product as uncharacterized. Lineage: Eukaryota; Metazoa; Chordata; Actinopteri; Moronidae. The coding region runs from base 561 to 1529 and encodes 322 amino acids. The record is from RefSeq and is a predicted model, not a curated record. Gene Ontology annotation, molecular function: DNA binding. Gene Ontology annotation, cellular component: nucleus; transcription regulator complex. The transcript is spliced from 3 exons. Gene Ontology annotation, biological process: regulation of transcription by RNA polymerase II.
UAACAAGAUGGAGUACAAGCUGAUAAUGGCGGUGUCCGGAUUCCCGAGUCUGUACGACACCACCUCCCUCACCUACCGGGACCUCAACAUGAGGAGCGACGCCUGGAGGCGGGUCGCAGAGAGCGUCGGUGUCCCCGGUGAGCCCCGGAGCCCGGAGCCCGGAGCCCGGACACUUCCUCCGGGGCUCCGUUAACCGUUAAUACCGUCCGACUACCUUUAUAUCUGUGACACAGACAGACAUUGGUUCCUACUGGAGGCCGGACACUGUUUAAUGUGUCACUGAAUGAAGCUAAUUCAUUAAACCCUAAAGUAACUUUAAUAUAUCGAUCAAUAUAUCGAUCAAUAUAUCGAUCAAUAUCAACAGAUUCCUUCUGGAGAAGAUCAGAACAAUACAGCUCCGUCUCUCAAUACCGUCCGACUACCCUUAUAUCUCCACCCGACGCACAUUGGUUCCUCCUGAAGGGCUGAAUCCGGUACUCGGAUACUUUACUGGAGUAAAGUAACGUGUUGAACCCGUUACUUCAGUGCAGAUAGAGUCUGAGUGCAGGAGGAAGUGGAAGAUGCUGCGGGACCAGCACCGGAGGGAGCGGCAGCGGGAGAAAGAGCGGCGGGAGAGCGGCGUCGGGCUCUUCAACUACCGGCCCUGGAGAUAUUCCGCCAUUUUGUCCUUUUUGAACCCGUUUAUCGACGCCAGGGCCGCCGGCACCAACGGCUGGGCCCUGGACCCGCAGCCCUCCCUGGACCCGCAGCCCUCCCUGGACCCGCAGCCCUCCCUGGACCCGCAGCCCUCCCUGGACCCGCAGCCCUCCCUGCUGCAGGUCUCAGACAUGAUGGGCUGCAGCACCACCACAGAAACCCGGAGCGACGACGACGACAACUACGGUAUCGCUACGACAACAACAACGUCUUCAUCGUCCUCAUCCUCAGAGUUCGUUCAGAGGAAGCGACCGUCGUCGGCCGGCAGAGACCCCGUCAGACUAAAAGAAGCGAAGAUCGAGGAGACGUCGGAGACCGCCGCGAUGGACGACGACGACGCACAAAUGCAACAAGUGCAACACGUCAACAUGAGGGAGCUGUUUGAGAUGAUGAUGCAGUCGGUGACGUCUCUGGCGACGUCCUUGGCUUCCUCGCACUCUUCCUCGCAGUCCCCGGAUCAGCCUCAGCCCGACCCGCUGACCCGCCGCAGCCCGCAGCCGCCCAGCGCCGCCUCCAGGCUGAAAACCGAGGAGCUGGAAGGCGUCGGAGAGGAGCCGCAAGAGCACGCCGACGGCGAGGAGGAGUGUCCCGCCAGGCCGACCCGGGCCCGGAGGAGGAGCGCCGACGGCCUGCUGGAGGAGUACCUGAGGAGGAUGGAGGCCCGGGAGGCUCAGAGGGACCGGGACGCGGAUCAGAGAGACGAUGUUACGCUGUUUUUACUGAGCUUGGCGCCCGCCAUGAGGAGGCUCCCCGCACAGAAACAGUCGCUGGUCAGAACCAAGAUCCAGCAGCUGCUCCACCAGGCGGAGUUCGGUUCUACGGACUUCCACUGAACCCAAAUACUUUCUAUAAACACUGCAUGGACACUUCAUUAUCUAACUCUCUCCAUUUUUAUUGAGACUGUGGCUCCACCGUUUGUGCUCUUUGUAUUAAAAUCCUCUUCUAACA